CAUUCGGCGACACUCCGCGACCCAGCAGCACCACGCACUUCGGCGCCGGGCGGCACCAGGGCAGCACGGCCGAGGGGACACCAGGAGGGACAGAUAGAUAGGCAGAGCAAGCAUAUACAGAGCGGCGAUCGGAGUGUUUGGCUUGCAGCAAGCCGUCCCCCGGACAAUAGGCCGACGGUGCUCUCAGUCCGAGAGCGGCGCGGGACGCAGGCGGUCACUCGGUCAUUUGGGGAACCGGCGGCGCGGACCUCUUUAGCGGAUCGGCCGAGGCAGCGCUCAGGGCGUGCUGCAGGAUGGUGACGCUGUUCGCACUCGUGGUGCUGGUGACGCUGUGGCUGGCGCGGUACGCGGCCGGCAGGGUGAAGGUGACCAGCCUGCUGGCGGCCGUGCCGGGGCCCAGCUACCCGCUGCCCCUCAUCGGCCACCUCAUCUACAUGUUCGGCCCCAUGGACGGCAUCCUGGACCGCGGCAUCCGGCUGUACCGGACCUACGGCCCGGGCCCCAUCAAGUUCUGGAUCGGGGAGUGGCCCUCGGUGCAGAUAAUGCGGCCCGAGGACAUCGAGCCGGUGCUCAACUCGCAGAAGGAGGUGGAGAAGCCCGACCUGAUCUACAAGCCGGUGCGGGCUUUCUUCGGUGACGGCCUCAUCACUCUCAACGGCGACGCGUGGUUCAAGCACCGCCGCGCGCUCACCCCCGCCUUCCACUUCAGCGUCCUGGAGCGCUACGCCGGCAUCUUCACGCGGCGCGCCGCGGCCUUCGCGGACCUGCUGCUGGCCGAGGUGCCCGCCGACAAGACGGUCAACAUCAUGAAGUUCCACUCGGCCUUCGUGACGGAGACCAUCAUGGAGACGGCGUUCGGGAUGCCGCCGGCGUCCCGGGCCUCCAGCGUCCAGAACAAGGAGAUGUCCGACCUGGUGCGCGCCACGGAGGACGCGUUCGGCGUCAUCGUGCACCGCAUCUUCCACCCCUGGCUGCUCAUCGACGCCCUGUUCAAGCUGAGCCACUCGGGGCGCGUCAACCAGCGCGCCGAGGCCAUCAUCACCCGGCACGCCAAGGCCGUCAUCGCGCAGAAGAAGCUCGAGCUGCAGCAGCGCCGCGCCGCCGGCGACGACGACGACGCACCCGACGCGGACGAGGACGCCGGCGUGCGCAAGAAGUACACCUUCCUGGACAUGGCGCUGGGCGGCAAGUCCGACGUGCUGUCGGACGCCGAGAUCCUGGAGGAGGUCCGCACCCUGAUCGCCGUGCAGCAGACGUCCGCGUCGACGCUCAGCUUCAUCAUGGUCAUGCUGGCCCUGAACCCCGAGGUGCAGCAGCGCGCGCGCGCCGAGGUGCGCGAGGUGGACGCCAUCGAGGGCCUGCACCCGCUGGACCGCCUCAAGCGCCUCAAGUACGUGGAGCGCGUCAUCAAGGAGACCAUGCGCCUGUACCCCAUCACGGCCAUCUUCUCCAGGAAGCUCAAGGACGAGGUGCACCUGCCGGGGCACACGCUGCCGGCCGGCGUGCUGGCCACCAUGUUCAUCUACAUGACGCACCGCGACGACCGCCACUGGCCCGACCCGGAGCGCUUCGACCCCGACCGCUUCCUGCCCGACAACUGCGUGGGCCGGCACCCCUACGCCUACGUGCCCUUCAGCGCGGGCCCGCGCAACUGCAUCGGCCAGCGCUACGCCAUGCUGCAGAUGAAGGCCGUGGUGGCGGCCGUGGUCGCCAAGUGCGUCGUGCUGCCCGGACGGGGGCUGGAGUCGCGUGACAAGAUCCGCCUCAACAUGGACACCUUCCUCUACAUCAAGGGCGGCUUCAACGUGCGCCUCAAGCCCGUCGGCGGCGGCCUCUUCGAGUAGCGCCGUCACGCUUUCGUCCCCACGCGGGUCCACGACACUUGAUGCGGACAAAGUAUUCCACGAGCCGAGAGGCGCUAGACUCUUCUUAGUGCUACCCGGGGCCAUGACCCUGAGACGCUUUUGAAUAAAGAUAAGCGCGUAUCACAGCGGUCCGCAGUGGACGCACGCAACGAGUGUCCGGUCCCCACGUUUUGGGUUCCGAGGAAUUCAUAUUUACGCCGAACUGUCUCGGCUCUAUCGAGCACGAUAAUCCACUGUGUACACCACACUGCAAAGGGCGGUCACGGUCUGACUUGAGACCGAUUGACCCCAAAAUGGCCCUCGGCCACCGCCAAAAUGGUCGCCACUCGUAAAAUGGAAUGGGUGGCAACAAACUCGGAGGGAGAUAUCAAGACUCUGCGACGUUCUGACUAAAGGUUUAUUGUGAUGGUGGCAAUGGCACAAAGAGUAGUAUGAUGCGGCGCCGGAGAAGAAUACGAAUAUUUUACAAUGCACAUGCUGAUCGCACAUGUCAAUAGCUUAUCACUUUAUCAGUCACAUACAGUGAAAGUUUAAUGCGUUUUCAUAAUCUGUAAAUGACUGUAUGUACAUUCUUAGAAAUACAAAAUCACAAGAA
This is a messenger RNA of Thrips palmi, 2460 nucleotides long. Its product is annotated as cytochrome P450 4c3-like. NCBI's taxonomy places the organism in Eukaryota, Metazoa, Arthropoda, Insecta, Thysanoptera, Thripidae. Gene Ontology annotation, molecular function: monooxygenase activity; heme binding; oxidoreductase activity, acting on paired donors, with incorporation or reduction of molecular oxygen. The transcript is spliced from 7 exons. The coding region runs from base 294 to 1844 and encodes 516 amino acids. The record is from RefSeq and is a predicted model, not a curated record.